Messenger RNA from Heterocephalus glaber (naked mole-rat), 3491 nucleotides. It is a transcript of the gene Atg16l1, whose product is annotated as autophagy related 16 like 1. Gene Ontology annotation, biological process: autophagosome assembly. NCBI's taxonomy places the organism in Eukaryota, Metazoa, Chordata, Mammalia, Rodentia, Bathyergidae. Gene Ontology annotation, molecular function: protein binding; protein-membrane adaptor activity. The record is from RefSeq and is a predicted model, not a curated record. Gene Ontology annotation, cellular component: Atg12-Atg5-Atg16 complex; phagophore assembly site membrane; autophagosome membrane.
CACUCAGACUGGGACUCAGCCUCCAGAUUCCGGAGCCGAAUCAGCUCCUGCUUAUCACAAAUGAGGCAGGCUCUGGUGUUCUGCUGUCAGCACAGAUGGGCUGAAACAAUACGCUAGAUCCUUCUCCCCUGCACUGGACCACCCCGAACGUCUAAGAGGCAAGGGCGGAGCUGGGGUUGCCUUGGAAACUGGAGAAGCCAUUUAUCACAUGUAUGCUGAUGGGAUGAAGAGAGGACCGGUCCAACGGCGCGGCGGAGGCGCCUCCCAGCGGCCACCUCUCUACAACGACGUUUCCGGCUUCUGGGCGUCACUGCGAGCUCCCUGGAACUGCACAGGUCGCGUGCGUGCGACGUACGACGUCAGAGGAGGCGGGACUUCCUGUUCCCACUAAAACUAUUUCCGGCGCGUGCCGGAAGACCUCUCGGAUGGCCUCUGGGGCGGCCUAUGUGUGUGUGUGAGCGCUGGAGCUGCGGGCCUUUUUCGCGCCCGCUGGUCGCCACAUGGUGCAGGCAGCGGCCGCCAGACUCCACUCAGAUCUGCAGCGCUGAGGCGCCAGCGCAGCGUGCGACAUGUCGUCGAGCCUCCGCGCUGCCGACUUCCCUCGCUGGAAACGCCACAUUGCUGAGGAGCUGAGGCGCCGCGAUCGGCUGCAGAGGCAGGCGUUCGAGGAGAUCAUCCUGCAGUAUAACAAGUUGCUGGAAAAGUCAGAUCUUCAUUCAGUGUUGGCCCAGAAACUACAAGCUGAAAAGCAUGAUGUACCAAACCGGCAUGAAAUAAGUCCUGGACAUGAUGGCACAUGGAAUGACAGUCAGCUACAGGAAAUGGCCCAGCUGAGGAUUAAACACCAGGAAGAACUCACUGAAUUACACAAGAAACGUGGGGAGUUAGCUCAGUUGGUGAUCGACCUGAAUAACCAGAUGCAGCAGAAGGACAGGGAGAUACAGAUGAAUGAAGCAAAAAUCGCGGAAUGUUUGCAGACCGUCUCUGACCUGGAGACAGAGUGCCUGGACCUGCGCUGCAAGCUCCAGGACCUCGAGAUCGCCAACCAGACCUUGAAGGACGAAUAUGACGCCCUGCAAAUCACCUUCACCGCCUUGGAGGAGAAAUUGAGGAAAACUACUGAGGAGAACCAGGAGCUGGUCAACAGGUGGAUGGCCGAGAAGGCCCAGGAGGCCAACCGCCUUAAUGCUGAGAACGAAAAGGACUCCAGGCGGCGGCAAGCGCGACUACAGAAGGAGCUCGCGGAAGCAGCGAAGGAGCCUCUGCCAGUAGAACAGGAUGACGACAUUGAAGUCAUCGUGGAUGAGACCUCUGAUCACACAGAGGAGACCUCUCCUGUGCGAGGCAUCAGCAGAGCCGCCUCUAAGCGACUCUCGCAGCCUGCUGGAGGCCUUCUGGAUUCUAUCACUAAUAUCUUUGGUCUGUCCGACUCUCCCCUUUUGGGACAUCACUCUUCUGAUGCUGCCAGGAGACGCUCUGUCUCUUCCUUCCCAGUCCCCCAGGAGGUACCUGUGGAUGCUCAUCCUAGUCCUGGUAAAGACGUGAGAGUGCCGACUACUGCCCUGUGUGUCUUCGAUGCACACGAUGGGGAAGUCAAUGCCGUGCAGUUUAGUCCCGGCUCCCGGCUGCUGGCCACAGGAGGCAUGGACCGGCGGGUCAAGCUGUGGGAAGUAUUUGGAGACAAAUGUGAGUUCAAGGGUGCCCUAUCUGGCAGUAAUGCUGGAAUUACAAGCAUCGAAUUUGAUAGUGCCGGAGCUUACCUCUUAGCAGCUUCAAAUGACUUUGCAAGCCGAAUCUGGACUGUGGAUGACUAUCGAUUACGGCACACACUCACAGGCCACAGUGGGAAAGUGCUGUCUGCCAAGUUCCUGCUGGACAAUGCACGGAUCGUCUCGGGAAGUCAUGACCGGACCCUCAAACUCUGGGACCUGCGCAGCAAAGUCUGCAUAAAGACGGUGUUUGCAGGAUCCAGUUGCAAUGAUAUUGUCUGCACAGAGCAAUGUGUGAUGAGCGGGCAUUUUGACAAGAAAAUUCGUUUCUGGGACAUCCGAUCAGAGAGUGUGGUCCGGGAGAUGGAGCUGCUGGGGAAGAUCACCGCCCUGGACCUGAACCCGGAGCGGACUGAGCUGCUGAGCUGCUCCCGGGACGACCUGCUGAAAGUCAUCGAUCUUCGGACGAGCACCGUGAAGCAGACCUUCAGUGCACCCGGCUUCAAGUGCGGCUCAGACUGGACCAGAGUGGUCUUCAGCCCUGACGGCAGUUACGUGGCAGCAGGCUCAGCCGAGGGUUCGCUGUAUGUCUGGAGCGUGCUCACAGGGAAAGUGGAGAAGACACUGUCAAAGCAGCACAGCUCCUCCAUCAACGCGGUGGCGUGGGCCCCCUCCGGCCUGCACGUCGUCAGCGUGGACAAAGGCAGCAAAGCUGUGCUGUGGGCACAGCCAUGACUUUGGAGAGCCACGGGGACUGCCACACUCCUGUCCUUGUGUGGGGGGCAUUCGGCCUUCCUCCGGCGCUGACGGUUGGCCUGGGAGAGUCCACACUGAGCCCACCUGGCCCUGUGGGCCCUGUCUGGGCGGGAAACACUACUAGCUCUGGCCUUCCAUACCUCACUGGGGAGCACGGGGCCUCCUUGGACGGCAGUGCCAAGCAUACUCGUGCACAGCUGGGUGUCAGUCCUCAGAGUUCCCCAUCUUCCCAGAGUCACUGUGGCCCGAUGUGCACCCCCUGCCUUGGGGCACUGGCUGGGUGGUGGGAACGCUUGGGCCACAGGCCUCUUGUGAUCAUGUCUUGUUACUGCUGAAACAUCCUUAGGUCUCUCCGACUGGUCUUCGGAGCCUCUGGCUCCCUUCCCCACCGCUUCUGCAUGUCCAUAUCUUGGUCAGGAAGUAAAUCUCAAUUUGGCUUAAGAAGUUUUGAGACAGAGAGGACAUGGCCAGUCUUUUCCAGUGAAGUGUGUUCCUGUGUCACUGCAGAUGCCCGGCACGUGGGUGCACACCACCUUCAUGCUGGUGACAAGGGAUCAGGCCAGAGUGUACCAUCCCGGGGCUGGCAGCGGUGACCUAGCCACACUCUGCCAGGCUGCCGGUCACCUCCUCCGUGUGUGCUGUGGGAAGCCCUGUCCAGGGCCGGGGUGGUGCCCUUCCCCGUCCAGAGGCUGUGACGAAGGCUGGGAAACAGUUAUCUUCACCAUGUACCUGUGUAUAAAGUUUCGGUUCUGUGUCUGAAACGCCAUGUUUUAUCACAUCAUGAUUUGCACUUUAUUUUUUCUCACACGCUCACUCUGGACAGUUGGGGAUGUGAGUGCUGGAACGGGAAGGGGAGCGAGGUGCCCUUCCUCCUCUUCAGGCCUUCAUUUCUCCUCCACUGCCAUCCAGAGACCUCAUGUUGGGAGGAGCUGAGGUUCACAGGCCAGGGCACAUCUUUUAUUUAUUUAAUUAUGUCGCCAAACAGAACUUGAUUGUAAAUAAAAAUACUCUGUUAUACUUUUCAAA